Molecule: messenger RNA, 1161 nt
Organism: Baudoinia panamericana UAMH 10762
Lineage: Eukaryota; Fungi; Ascomycota; Dothideomycetes; Mycosphaerellales; Teratosphaeriaceae
Exons: 4
Coding region: 1-1161 (386 amino acids)
Molecular function (GO): FAD binding
Source: RefSeq, a predicted model, not a curated record
AUGAACGUCCUGAUAAUAGGUGCGGGCUCUACAGGUCUGCUCCUAGCGCAAGGUCUGAAGCAGGUACGUAGUCCUCUUCUUCCCGCAAACGUCACUGUAUGCGAACGAGACAGCCAUGAGCGGUACCAUGGCCGACCGCGAGACUGGGGCAUGACGCUCCAUUGGGGCCACAAGCUUCUCCGCCAGAUGCUGUCGCCGGACCUGCGUCAACGCAUACACGAGGCAGUCUGCAAUCCUCAUCGCGGGCGGGACUCGGAAGAACUUGUACACUAUGCCGGUCACACGGGCGAAGUCCUGUUCAGGACGCCCGUGACGGAUGCUGUACGGGUAAGCAGGCGGAAGUUGCGAAUGCUGCUUAGCGAGGGUAUAGACAUCAGAUUUGGCAAAUUGCUUAGGUCGAUAGUGAAGACCGAUUCAAAUGUCGUUGCUAGUUUCGAAGACGGCGAUCACAUCGAGGCUGACCUGAUUGUCGGCUGCGAUGGAGCUCACUCCCGAGUGCGUGCUCAGCUGCUGGGCGAGGAAGCGGCUACGGCGAAGCUGCUUGACGUCUACAUGUUCAAUUUCAUAGCGCGGUACGAUGCCGACACGGCACGUAUGCUCUGGGAGAAUCAUCCGGUCUUCUUUAACAGUGUCCACCCUAACCGCUCCUUCUUCUGGCUUAGCACACAGGAAGUACCGGAUCUGGAACGGCCUGAAACCUGGACCUUUCAAAAUUUGCUGGUUUGGAGAGGCGCACCGACACCCAGUGAUCUUAAGACACAAGAGCUGAGGUCAUCAUACUUCAGAAGCCAAGCAGAUGCUUUUGCAGAGCCAUGGAAGACCGUUUUUAAGAGCCUACCAGAGAAUGCCAAUCUCGACAUUGACACAGUCUCGAUCUGGAAGCCGAUCAGAUGGUCCGACUCAUCGUUAGCCGGCAGAGUGACACUUGCUGGAGACGCUGCACACGCGAUGUCACCCCACCGAGGCCAGGGUCUUAACGCGGCGUUUGAGGAUGCCGCAUUGUUGACGCAGCUACUGUCGAAUGCAGAGCAGUGCCCUCAAGCUUGGCAAGCCGCGGUGAAUGCUUAUGAUGAAGAGAUGCGGCCACGUGGGCUUCGAGAAGUACAGAUUUCCGAAUCGAUGGUCCAGAUGUUCCACGACUGGGAUAAUGUAGUGGGUUAA